This is a messenger RNA of Sinocyclocheilus grahami, 1147 nucleotides long. RefSeq names its product GTPase IMAP family member 4-like. The coding region runs from base 122 to 958 and encodes 278 amino acids. The record is from RefSeq and is a predicted model, not a curated record. NCBI's taxonomy places the organism in Eukaryota, Metazoa, Chordata, Actinopteri, Cypriniformes, Cyprinidae. Gene Ontology annotation, molecular function: GTP binding. The transcript has 3 exons.
CUCUCUCUCUCUCUCGCUCUCUCUCUCUCUCUCUCUCCCGCCCGCCCUUCAAGAAGCAAGCAGGAAAUCACUCUUUUCUCCCGGAUUAUUGACACGUCUGAAGUUACAAAAAGGCAUCGUCAUGAGCUCAAACAGACCAUCAGAUUCAACCGCUGAUGACCAACUCGACCCUGAGGAACAGAAACGUUUGGCAGCAGCUGCCCGUGAAGCUAACCGCCUCCCAGAACUCCGGCUGAUCUUGCUGGGUUGGCGAUGGCCAGGUAAAAGCAUGACCGGCAACACCAUUUUGGGCCGUGAAGAGUUUCGUCUGGAACGUGCCUCCGAAUUCUGUGGGAAGCGUGAAACCAAGGUGGAUCAGCGCAAAGUAACAGUAGUAGACACUCCUGGCUGGUUCUCAUCCCAGACCACACCGGCGGACUACCAGCAGGAAAUGGUCCGAAGCGUAACUUUGUGCCCACCUGGACCCCAUGCAUUCCUGCUGGUCAUACCUGUUGGCAUGUUCACCGAAACAGACCGGGCUCGUAUAGAGGAGAAUGUAGCACUUUUUGGGGAGGAUGUGUGGAAGCACACCAUGCUGGUUUUCAGCUGGGCGGAGGUUUUGAAGGACAGGUCCAUAGAAAGACAUAUACGAAGGGAAGGUCGUGACCUUCAGUGGGUGGUGGACAAGUGUAAGAAGAGGUACCACGUCAUCAAUAACUAUAUUUUUGGUGAACACCCACAACUGCCCCAGCUGAUGGAGAAGGUUGAGAAGAUCGUAGCUGAAGAAGGUGGUUACUUCACCCUUAAGACAGAUGAAACAAAAACACAAAGUCAAACUCAGAGUCUGAAUCUAAACACCAAUUCAUUGAAAGAGAACAGGGAGCUUGGUGCUAGACCCAAACAGAACGGCUCCUGCAACUCACUGCAGGCCACGGACGUGAACCCUCCACAGAGUUUGGUUGAAGGAGUGAGUGAUUAAGGCUGUGAUAACAGUUCCAGUGCUGCUGUAUUCAUUAACUCAAUUCCACUGAACGUAAAUUAUGAAAUACCCAUUACUCACAUAUCAGUCCGCCAGUCUAGGCAGCUUCAGGUUGUAGAGUUUGUAGUCAAAUGUCUUUGUACUAGUGCUGGGCGGUAUACCGGUUCAUACCGAAUAUGUUGAAUGUUU